AUGGAAAAGGCACAACAAAAAGCAGAAAUUAUGAAAACCAAGAAGGCUGAGAAAAAAAGCAGCGAGAAGUCCGACGGGAGCAAUCCUUUAGUGAAGUCAAAGAGUGAGCCCCAGAUGCGAGCUGUCGUUCAACCAAAUCCACUCCAACCUUUGUCAAGAAACAGGCCGUUCAGCAUGACUGCUCUGGUUACUCCAAAAGACUUGAGUCAGAACGACAAGAGAGUCAUUACUGAAUUGUAUUACAUCGAUGCAAAGAGAAAUUAUCUUGUUCUGAAAAGUGAGGUGGAGCAUCUGAAACGCAAAAAGAAAGUGCUUGACAAAGAAAUUGACCCAACGUACUUUGCUGAGAAGGAGCGCAUCAACAAUGCGCUCUAUAACAAGAUACGCGAACGUGACAGUAUGAAAGUGGAGUUCAAGUUGAAAAAGAAAGAAAAGAAGAACGGACGUGUGCGGAUUUUGUAA
Entamoeba invadens IP1 is the source of this 462-nucleotide messenger RNA. RefSeq lists its product as hypothetical. The coding region runs from base 1 to 462 and encodes 153 amino acids. The transcript is spliced from 2 exons. Lineage: Eukaryota; Evosea; Mastigamoebida; Endamoebidae. The record is from RefSeq and is a predicted model, not a curated record.